UUUACAGUACAGCAUGAUCUUGGUACCCAAUGUUAGGCUUACAUUGGUAAUGUCUCUUUCCUUAUCUUUAAACUUUAAGUCACGUGGCUGACACUACUCGCCCACUGUACAAAAUGGCGAGGACCUGGCGUUGCCUGCAGGCGUUGACUUUAGUUCUGUUAUUUAUAACGCCCUAUUCAGUUAUAUCUCAAGGGUACGAUGGAGAUCUGCCCGUUGAGGAAGUUGAAAUAUAUGAUAGGGAAGAAGACCCCGAGGAUCGAGGUGUAAAUUCUGCAGACGAAGCGUUCCCCACAAAUUGCAAUCCUCCCGUACCUCCAGAGAAUGGUUACAUAGAAGGCACAGAGACUAAACUAGGUUCACAGGUCACAUUGAAAUGUAACCCAGGGUUUUACCUAGUCGGCACCUCUACUAUGAGGUGUUUGGCAGUCCCAGGGCUGGCAAGGAAGCUGAUCUGGGACCCACAGGACCAGUAUUACUGUGAAGAAAGAGAAGUAGUGCAAGCACCACAAAUCCAAGAAUUGUUUGAUGAUGAAGAAGGAGAUCCAGAAGAAAACGAACUAGUACACAAAGAUUCAUUGAAUGGUGUUGAAAUUGAGCAAGAAGAGGAAGAAAAAGAGGAAGAAGUGGAGGAAGCCAGUAAUCGCCCAGAUGACAGUGAAUUCUUUGAAGAACCAGUUAUGCUCCAAGGAUCAGAAUCAAGAAAAGAAAAUCCAUCAAAAAUGACAGAGUUGCCAGAACUCUGCAGCUAUCCUAAGGUGGAGGGUCCAUGCAAGGCAUCCUUUCCCAGAUAUUACUAUAAUAUGGAGACGGGAGACUGCCAGUUGUUUACCUAUGGGGGUUGCCGAGGUAACAAAAAUAGAUUCAAAACAGUGGAAGACUGUGAAGAGACUUGUGUUCAGUGAAACUGUAAAUUUGACUGAAAUUUGAUUUUAAUGUGACUGUUGAAAAUUUGCGUCGUCUAAUAAAGAAGUGGUGCCAAAAGUAUGAGCAGUACGUGGUCAAACCACAUGUGAAAAGAA
Messenger RNA from Lingula anatina, 1019 nucleotides. RefSeq lists its product as uncharacterized. Gene Ontology annotation, molecular function: serine-type endopeptidase inhibitor activity. Lineage: Eukaryota; Metazoa; Brachiopoda; Lingulata; Lingulida; Lingulidae. The record is from RefSeq and is a predicted model, not a curated record.